Rotaria sp. Silwood1 is the source of this 561-nucleotide messenger RNA. The record is from the annotation of a GenBank genome assembly. Lineage: Eukaryota; Metazoa; Rotifera; Eurotatoria; Philodinida; Philodinidae.
AUGUUAAUUGUUUGUAAAUAUGCUAUUAAAGUAAGUGGCAUUUUUGUACCACAAAUAUCACAAACAAUUCCUCGUUCGAAUAUACCUGGUGUAUUUCAAAAUGAAAAAUUUCUUAAUAAUUUGGACGGCAGACUUGACAAAAUGACUGUUGCAUUGGAGAAAGUCAUGAAAAUAGAUUUGAAAGAAAAUCAUUACGACGAACAUUUGGAAGGUGUCGAAUUGAGAGAAAUUGAAUACUUUUUGGCAAAGUUCGAUAAAUAUCGUACAUUGGGUAAUUUAUAUCGAACAAUAUCGUCUGAUGGUAUCGUUCGCUGGGUAUGUGUUAAACAUUAUCGACAACUUUAUAAUGAUAAAAAAUUGAAAAGCCUUCGCAGAGAAUUUCGUAGUCUAGGCGGAAGUAUGUGCCUUGAUACAGCAACAAUUGUUAAGAAAGAUGAAAAGAAUAUUGAUCAAUUAUUCGAUGUCAUUGGUCGAGGUUUGAAUUUAUUUAGAUUGAAAUUGAUUAAAUGUUACUUAAGUAAAAUCUCAUUUGACUAUUUACUUACAAUUGUUAACGAUUAG